AUGCAGUCUUUGUCUCGUUUAUUGUCAAUAUCUCGCAAGACAAGUAGUGAAGCUGUAAAGCUCCUCUGGUGGUCUGACUGUGAUUCGCUCAUUGGUCGCUGAACUGUCAGCGGCUCGAGCGACGAUAAGAGCCACACACCUGCACGACUGCUGUGAUGUUCCCUCAUCUCAACUUGAUAGGUUUUGCUCCUCUGUCAACACCGUGUCCGACGAGACAGUUUGACUGAGUUUACUUUUACGCGCUUGUGAGAAAAGCAGGAGAACUUUAUGGAUUUCAAAGUUUUAUAGGCUACUACGAACAUUUACGGAGGAAAAAGCAGCUGCGAUGGACGCCCCAAAAUUGGUUUUAUUGGUUUCAACACUGAGCUCCUUGUUUUCCCCGGUUGGGGCUGUUCAGAUGUGUGACGUGGUAAAUGAGAUUGAGCUGGCAAGAGCGAGGUGCGAGAAUAAAACAGCAGGAAACGUCACAUCAGGCUGCAAAGGGAUGUGGGAUAUUAUUGCUUGCUGGCCAUCAGCCAAAGUUGGGGAACAUGUGGUUAUUCCUUGUCCAAAUUACUUCCGACACUUCUCUGAUCAUCAUGAGGGUAACCUCUCAAAGACCUGUACUGCUGAUGGCUGGACUGAGAUGGACCCGAUGGAAAUCGCAGUACAUUGUGGCUAUAAUCUGAAUGGCACUGUUGACGAUGAUAGUUUCUUUAGGUCGGUGAAGAUCGGCUACACCAUCGGGCACAGUGUUUCUCUCAUCUCUCUCACCACUGCCAUUGUCAUACUUUGUAUAUUCAGGAAACUCCACUGCACGCGGAACUACAUCCACAUGCACCUGUUUGUGUCCUUCAUUCUGAAAGCCAUCGCCGUCUUUGUAAAAGAUGCCGUGCUUUACGAUGCUAUUGAAGAGACUGACAACUGCUCCACUGGUUCUGUUGGCUGCAAAGCUGUGAUUGUCUUUUUCCAGUAUUGCAUUAUGGCAAGCUUCUUCUGGCUGCUAGUCGAAGGUCUGUACCUUCAUGCGCUGUUGGCUGUCUCCUUCUUCUCAGAGAGGAAGUACUUCUGGUGGUACAUUCUGAUUGGUUGGGGAGGUCCAAUGAUUUUCAUCAUGGCUUGGAGCUUUGCCAAAGCUUAUUUCAAUGAUGUCGGGUGCUGGGAUAUAAUAGAAAAUACCGACCCAUUCUGGUGGAUUAUAAAAACCCCGAUAUUAGCUUCAAUUUUGAUGAACUUUAUCCUCUUCAUUUGUAUCAUCCGGAUACUGCGGCAGAAGAUCAACUGUCCUGACAUUGGGAGAAAUGAAUCAAACCAAUACUCGAGGCUGGCAAAAUCCACACUUUUGUUGAUUCCACUCUUUGGGAUAAACUUCAUCAUAUUCGCUUUCAUUCCUGAGAACAUAAAAACUGAGCUAAGGCUCGUGUUUGACCUCAUUCUUGGGUCAUUUCAGGGUUUUGUGGUUGCUGUACUCUACUGUUUCCUGAAUGGAGAGGUCCAAGCAGAGAUCAAGAGGAAAUGGAGGCGAUGGCACCUCGAAAGGUUUCUGGGUCCUGACACCAAAUACCAGCACCCAUCCAUGGGCAGCAAUGGCAACAACUUCAGCACACAGAUCUCCAUGCUGACUCGCUGCAGCCCUAAGACUCGCCGUGCAUCCGCAUGUCAAGACGAGACAUCCAUCCACAGUCUAACUUAG
Messenger RNA from Carassius auratus (goldfish), 1672 nucleotides. RefSeq names its product vasoactive intestinal polypeptide receptor-like. The record is from RefSeq and is a predicted model, not a curated record. Gene Ontology annotation, cellular component: plasma membrane. The coding region runs from base 326 to 1672 and encodes 448 amino acids. Gene Ontology annotation, biological process: cell surface receptor signaling pathway; adenylate cyclase-modulating G protein-coupled receptor signaling pathway. The transcript is spliced from 13 exons. Lineage: Eukaryota; Metazoa; Chordata; Actinopteri; Cypriniformes; Cyprinidae. Gene Ontology annotation, molecular function: vasoactive intestinal polypeptide receptor activity; peptide hormone binding; G protein-coupled peptide receptor activity.